AUGCGUAAAACUCCUACCCAGAAGGCACAAACCAUUUACUUCAAGUGCGUCUCCAAUGCCGACUCCGACGCUCCCUCUGAAGGUGCCCAGGGAAGGUCUCUCGCAGCAGCGGCUGCUGCGAGAGACGUCUGCAAAGUGCAAGUGGCUCUCUGGCGGAAUCCGGAAACACUCAAGCCAGAGAGUGUGAAAGAGUGCACGAAAGAGGCCGGGAAGGUGUUUAUCGCCAUCACUUCUGCACCAGCAACUGCCUCGUUCACGUGUGGUGACAAUGGAACGAUGACCCCAAGAAUCUUCGAGCGCACAUUCCAGGAGUCGUCCCAGGAAUACACUGUCAAACUGACGGACUUACUCUCUGGCAAGCUGGCCGAAGGGGGAGAGACGGACGAUAAGCCUAUCUACACCUUGACCGUGAAAGAGUUGCCGAAAGAUCCGGCAACGUUCUACUACAAAUGCGCUUAUCCAGGCGACAAACCUGCGCCACCAGAGGGACUCCCACCUUCAGUUUGCACAGUGUCCGUGAGCGUGGCGGCGGCGAAUCCACCCGUCCCGCCUAGCAAGGUCACGAGGUCGACCUCCACUUCGACCUCAGAGACGACGAGCUCGGCAGAAAUGUCUGGGCAGCAUCUCCGUGCAGGUAUUAUUGUUAUCGGUAUAGCAGUCACGGUGGGAGCACAAGCAGGACCGUGA
Besnoitia besnoiti is the source of this 687-nucleotide messenger RNA. RefSeq names its product SAG-related sequence. Gene Ontology annotation, cellular component: membrane. Lineage: Eukaryota; Apicomplexa; Conoidasida; Eucoccidiorida; Sarcocystidae. The record is from RefSeq and is a predicted model, not a curated record. The coding region runs from base 1 to 687 and encodes 228 amino acids. The transcript is spliced from 2 exons.